AUGUCAGACGCCGGUAGACAAGAUAUUUCCGAUAAGAUUCACGAUAAAAUCAAGCCAAACUCCGAAAAGAGUACUCCAGAGCACUUUGGAGAUAAAAUUAAGGGCUCCUUAGACAAUUUUGUUGGACAUGCUACUCCAAGUCACGAUAAAUCUAAAACCCAACAGGUUUCAGACAAGAUCUUUGGUGAUAACAAAAAGUAA
Molecule: messenger RNA, 201 nt
Organism: Dujonia railenensis
Lineage: Eukaryota; Fungi; Ascomycota; Pichiomycetes; Serinales; Debaryomycetaceae
Source: the annotation of a GenBank genome assembly